Xiphias gladius (swordfish) is the source of this 6678-nucleotide messenger RNA. It is a transcript of the gene adamts17, whose product is annotated as ADAM metallopeptidase with thrombospondin type 1 motif, 17. Lineage: Eukaryota; Metazoa; Chordata; Actinopteri; Istiophoriformes; Xiphiidae. The coding region runs from base 162 to 3578 and encodes 1138 amino acids. The record is from RefSeq and is a predicted model, not a curated record. The transcript is spliced from 24 exons. Gene Ontology annotation, biological process: proteolysis; extracellular matrix organization. Gene Ontology annotation, cellular component: extracellular matrix. Gene Ontology annotation, molecular function: metalloendopeptidase activity.
UGUAGGCGUGUCCUGCCCUACAAAGUCACUCCAGCCUUAAUUACUGCAACUUCUCCAACUUUAGGAAAAAUUGCGCAGUCCGCUCUGUGCUUAAAGCUUCUGUCCCACCACAGUAAAAACCACACACCUCUUCCACUUAUUCUACCCCGCUUUGCUGUAUCAUGCAUAACAGCCAUGUCACCCAUCUGCUCCUCUCUCUUCUGUGCAUCGGGUUGACUGCCCAGUCCGAGCUGGAGACAGAUGAAGUGGUUCCCAGGCUUCUGUCCGGGCAGGAGGCGCACCUGUCAACCGAGCACACUGUCCACACUCUGCGACGCCGCGGCCAGCGCUCCCUCGAAUUCCCAGGGGGAGGACAGUCUGAUCCGGAUAACAUCAUUCUGACGCUGCCUGCUUUUGGCAGGGACCUGUAUUUAAAUCUAACGCGGGAUAGUACGUUUCUCUCGGGGGACUUCGUGGUGGAGGAGAGGCGCAGGGACCAGAGCACAGUGGUCAGACGCUUGUCCAUGGACCAGCUCUGCUUUUACUCUGGCUCCAUCGUCAACCACACGGACUCUCUGGCAUCAAUGAGCACCUGUGGCGGUCUGACUGGGCUCAUCCAGAUUGGGGAGGACAGCCUGUUCAUCCAGCCGGUGGACGAACACGAAUCAUCACAGUCAUUUUCUGGACUUAAACACCGGCUGUUGCGACACCGUCGCUCUGCCAAGACCAGUUCUGCUCCAGAUGCUGAGCAGCCCAGCUACUGUGGGAAUAUACAAGUGAGGAAGAAGGAGAAGAGGUCAAAAGUAGGUGAGGAGGGUCGUGGGAAGAGAAAUGCCAUUCGCCUGCAUGAAGCAUACACUGUGGAGACGGUGGUGGUGGCAGACUCGGACAUGGUGCAGUACCACAGUGCGGAGGCCGCACAGAGGUUCCUGCUGACUGUCAUGAACAUGGUUUACAACAUGUUCCACCACCAGAGUCUGGGGGUCAGGAUCAACAUUCGAGUCACCAAGCUGGUGUUGCUUCACAACCGCCCAGAAAAGCUAAAUGUGGGCCAUCAUGGAGAAAGGUCUCUGGAGAGCUUCUGCCAUUGGCAGUAUCAAGAGUUUGGGGGGCCGCGGUACCUUGGCACUAAUCACGUUCCUGGUGGAAGGGAUGACAUACCACCAGUGGAUACAGCAGUGCUGGUCACCAGAACAGAUUUCUGCGUUCAUAAAGACGAACCCUGUGAUACUGUGGGUAUUGCUUAUCUGGGAGGUGUCUGCAGUGCCAAGAGGAAGUGUGUGCUAGCAGAGGACAAUGGACUCAAUUUGGCCUUCACCAUUGCUCACGAGCUGGGACACAACAUGGGAAUGAGCCAUGAUGACGACCACGCCACCUGCACUGGUCACUCCCACAUCAUGUCUGGUGAAUGGGUGAAAGGAAGAAACCCCAGCGACCUUUCCUGGUCCUCCUGCAGCCGUGAUGAUCUGGAGAACUUCCUCAGGUCCAAAGCCAGUGCCUGCCUACUGCACACAGACCCCAGGAGCCGUUACCAGGUCCGGCUUCCUCCCAAGCUGCCAGGCAUGCACUACAGUGUGGACGAACAAUGCCAGAUCCUGUUUGGAACCAAUGCCACUUUCUGUAAUGACAUGGAGCACCUGAUGUGUGCUGGCCUGUGGUGUUUAGUAGAGGGAGAUGCAUCCUGCAAGACCAAACUGGAUCCUCCUCUGGAUGGAACAGAGUGUGGAGCAGACAAGUGGUGCAGGGCAGGCGAGUGUGUCAGUAAGACUCCCAUCCCUCAGCAUGUGGACGGAGACUGGAGUCCAUGGAGCCAGUGGAGCAUGUGCAGCAGGACCUGCGGUACUGGAGUCCAGUUCAGACAGAGGAAAUGUGACAACCCUCCGCCUGGUCCUGGUGGACGACACUGCCAGAAGGCCAGUGUGGAGCACAAGGCCUGUGAAGGUCCUCCCUGUCCCAAGGGGGCACCCAGCUUCAGAGACCUGCAGUGUCUGUCCUACGACCGACACGCCAGCAAGAAGAAGGGCAGCAUGCUGACUGCUAUUAUUAAUGAUGAGAAGCCAUGUGUGUUGUUCUGCAGCCCGGUGGGUCGAGAUGUCCCAGCUCUGAUGGCUGACAGAGUGAUGGAUGGGACACCAUGUGGACCGUAUGAGGCGGACCUGUGUGUUAACGGGAGGUGUCAGAAAAUUGGGUGUGACGGCAUCAUCGGCUCUUCAGCUAAAGAGGAUCGUUGUGGUGUUUGUAAUGGAGAUGGACGCUCCUGUAAGAUAGUGAGAGGAGACUUCAACCACACUAAAGGAAUGGUCACCACUAGGCAGUGUAAGAGGGUAUCUACCUGUGUGAUGGCUAAACCCAGAGCUGUCCCCAAGUGUUUCUCAUGCUACAUCGAGGCUGUGGUUAUCCCUGCAGGAGCCAGGAGAAUCAAAGUUGUGGAGGACAAACCUUCACAUAGCUUUCUGGCCUUGAAAGACUCCAGUAAGAGAUCCAUCAACAGUGACUGGAAGAUUGAGCUUCCAGGAGAGUUUGAGUUGGCUGGGACCACAGUGCGAUAUGUUCGAAGGGGACUGUGGGAGAAGAUGUCUGCCAAGGGACCCACUAAGACUCCCUUACAUCUGAUGGUGCUGCUCUUUCAUGAUCAGAGCUAUGGGAUCCACUAUGAGUACACAGUAUCUCUGAACACAUCUCAGGACAAGAGCAGUGAGGAACAGAGGGAACAGGAGUAUCUCUACAUCUGGACACACAGCAGCUGGCAGGACUGUACUGUCCAGUGUGGAGGAGGUGAGCGGAGGACAGUGGUUUCCUGUAUGAGGAUAGCCAAUAAAACCAUGGAGGUGGUCAACGAUAGCUACUGUCACCUUGAGAACCGACCACAGCCCCAAGUACGACUCUGCAACUCUCACCCCUGCCAGUACCGGUGGGUGACAGGUGAGUGGGGAUCCUGCUCUGUCACAUGUGGUAAAGGUCUUCAGCAGAGGGAGGUGGUUUGUGUUUACCACCUACAGAAUGGCUCACUCAUCCACACCAGGGACCUGUACUGCCAAGGAGGAAAACCUCCUGUUCUGCAGGGCUGUGAGGGCCGUCUCUGCCUCACUGUGUGGGAGGCUUCAGAGUGGUCCAAGUGUUCAUCAGACUGUGGUCAAGGUGUUCGCAGACGGACGGUAUCGUGUACAAACCCUCAGGGUCUAUGUGAUCCUCUGUCCCAGCCUACUCAAGAGGAGCCCUGUGAAGACCACUCCAGAUGUUAUGAAUGGAAGACUGGAGACUGGUCCAAGUGUUCGUCAUCCUGUGGGAAAGGCCUGCAGUCCCGAGUGGUCCAGUGUAUGCACAAAGUGACUGGUCGUCAUGGUAACGACUGCCUAGUGACACUGAGACCCCCGACUUACCGACCCUGUCACCAUGGUGCUUGCAACGAGAAAAUCAAUGUGAACACCAUCACCUCCCCCAGGCUAGCUGCUCUGACUUACAAAUGCAUGGGGGACCAGUGGACGGUGUACUGUCGUGUGAUCCGAGAGAAGAACCUCUGUCAGGACAUGAGGUGGUACCAGCGCUGCUGUGAAACCUGUAGGGACUUUUAUGCCAAGAAAAUACUGCACAAGAGCUAAUGACCAAAUACACGUACUUUCCUCCGAAUAGCGCUCCAUUUUGUAAAUUUUUUUAAUAUUGUUAAAUAAAAAAACAAUUUCUAUUAUUGAUGGAACCUUUUGUAUUUAAAAAAGAAAAUGGCAAGUACACAUAAGUGUACAUUUGAAAUGGGCUCAUAAGCUUCUACUUUUGAUGAAGACUUGAAAAUGUCCAAUAUUUCUUUUGCUGUACACCAAAAUGAAAAAAAUGGGGGAGCCUUUGGAAAGCCAGGUGGCUUUAUUGCACAGAAUGAUUGAAAAUAAGUGCUUGAUUUUGAAGUAGACUUUUUCUGGCAGGUCUGUCAGAUAAAAUGGGAGUUAGCCAGAGCGUACCAUUCUCCUAUCUUCUUUAAUUAUGCUCUCCAUUGUAUCUUUUUCCCUGUUGUACUGUAUUAUAGCUAAUUGUUGCAAUUUCAAAUAACUAGUAUAUAGGUUUACGUAUAAGUAAACUUAUGAUACUUAAGUAUUAAUUAAGUAUACUGUAAUAAUUUGUACGUAUUGAUAGGAGCCAUGGAAAAGUACUGUAGGAUUACAGUGAAUCAACCCAGCUAAUGAUAGGAGACCCACUGAUCCACUGGUCUGUUUGAGGGCCGUGGAUAGCCCAUGUAGCAGAACAUGGUGUAAGCUAAACUUACACUCCAAGGGUACAUGGUAGUGUUUUGUUUUCUUUCAGAUGCAGUCUAGUUGAUGGAUUUAAAAAAAAAUCUUGCCAACAAUAUUACUCUGUUUAUUCUAAGAUUUAUUUAAAUUCACCACUUAGAUGAACUGUGCACCUCAGUGCAAAAUCUUGUUUUGCAGUUGUAAUUGUUAGGCCUGUAUGUAAGUGGGGAUCAGUAUGAGCAGUGAUAACUGACACCUUUCAUUGGCUGUUUCAGUCCUCGUCAUCAUGACCAUGGGCAUGGCUUAGCUUGCUGAAAUUGUGCUGUGCCGCCCCAGGCCAUGAAAAAGUGCUUCGCCACUGCUGCCUCACAGCAGGGCUGUUGUGAUCCUGCUUGGUAGUAGGACCAAUCUUGCCUGUUAGACAAUCUGACUUCAUUUGAAGCACAGCAAGGCCUUUAGAGAUGAGCUCCUAACUCAUAGCUAGUGCACACAAACCAAAAUUAAGUAAAUGACAAAAUUAUAUAAUAAAUCAAAACUAAGCCUUUUAAUUUCUGGACUUUUUACACAAUGAGAUUAUUUUGACCACUUUACAUUUGUAAUCAUAUCUGACAAAGACCCCAUUUACACUUGUCAUUUCAAGUGUCUCUUAUCCAGAUCAAAUCCAGAUGCUAUUUUAAACACCUUUGUGUUACUAAGGCACAGGUCUCUUGGCCAGAUCGCCAAUCUGAUUAUAAUCAGUCUUGGUUUUCCAGGCUACAUGCAAAUCAGGGUCAACUCUACUCUAGUGUACUCAAGGUGGUAAUGCACCUGAAGCUGUUUGGUAACUGAAAAAAACACCAGAAGAAUAACUUCUGCACUUUAGCAGUUUACUUACAAUAAUAACAGUUAAGCUAGCUAACAACUAUCCAUAAAGUAAUACAAACAUAUGGAUAACUUGUGCUUAUGAACUUUGAAUGAGAGAUAUUUUAUCAUUUUCCCUUACCUAUACAGAUCGCUGAUCUCUCACACUUAUGGAUAACUGCUCACUGGCUGCUUUUGUUAGCGGUGAUAUACAUUUUCCCUACAAUAUACGUGAAGCAUUACAGUUUUGGUACUUAAAACAUGGGAUACUCUAUAGGCAAAUAAUAUUCUUUCCGGAAAUUCAGUGUGAUACUUAUCAAAACAUUGAUUAUUAUCGAAUUUAAUGUCAAAUUCCCAUUUUGGCAUGCACUGUGUAUAGAUGUUUUCUUAUGCCUGUACAAAUGAGAGAGAGCCGAAUCUAAUCAACAGAGUGAUCCUAAUAAUAAAUCAGUGUAAUAACUAGUACAGUGGCAAGAAAAAGUAACUGAACCCUUUGGAAUUACCUGCAGUUAUGUAUAAAUCCGUCUUUAAAUAUGUUCAGAUCAUCUAAGUUACAAUUAUGAACAAACACAGACUGAUUUGAAAAAAUAGAAAAAGUAUGUGAACCCCAAAGCUAAUGACAUCAACAUAAGCUAAAUGGAGUAAGGAGUUAGCAAACCUAGAGUCCAGUUAAUGACACCAGAUAGGAGGUGUGGCUUAGAGCUACUUUGACUUAUAAAAACACGCAAAUAUUUUCAGUUUGCAAUUCUCAAGAAGCAUCUGCUGAUGUCAACCAUGCUUUGCAAAAAGAGACCUCUGAAUAUUUAUGAUCAAGAACUAGUGAUUUGCAAAAAACUGGAAAGGGUAACAAAGUAAUCCCAGAUAUUCAUCAGUCCACAGUUAGACAAACUGUCUAUAAAUGGAAGCAAUCUACUACUGUGGCUACUCUCGUAGUGAGCACCAAGCUAAGAUAACUCCAAAAGCACAAUGUGGAAGACUCAUUGAGGUAAAAACAAACCCUAGAGUAAAAGCUGAACUCUUAAAGGAAUCAUUGGACCUGGUUAACAUCUCUGUUCAUGAGUCUGCUAUACGCAAAUCAUCCUGCAUGGUUACAUGAAGCAUGGUGUCCAUGGCAGGAAACCAUAAACAUUACUGGUCACGUGAAGUUUUCCAAAAAGCAGUUUGACACCACAACACUACUGGGAAAAUGUUUUGUGCACUGAUGAAACUAAGUUAAAUUGUUUGGGAAGAACAUGCAGCACUAUGUAUGGUUUAAAAGGGGCACUGCAUACCACCAUGAAAACAUCCUCACAAUGGGGAAGUAUAGUAGAGGAAAAUGACCCAAAAUACAGAAUGGUAAUUCGACACCCUACAAAUAUAUCUGUGCUGAAGCAGUUCUGUAAGAAGAAAGGUCCAAAAUUCCUCCUGAACUUUAUGCAGGUCUGAUCUGUAAUGCUUGUUUGAGGUUAUUGCUGCCAAAGGAGAUUUGAUCAGUUAUUGAUUCCAAGGGUUUGCUUACUUUCCAAGGGUUUGCUUACUUUUGCACCAGCAUUAAAUUGGUUAAUAGGUGUGGUUAAUAAAGACAAAAAAAAAAUUGUAAUUGUUCGUAGUCUUUUAAGCUUAAGCACAUUGUGUUUGUCUGUAAUUGUGUUUAAGAUGAAGA